Molecule: messenger RNA, 2686 nt
Organism: Drosophila serrata
Lineage: Eukaryota; Metazoa; Arthropoda; Insecta; Diptera; Drosophilidae
Product: tetratricopeptide repeat protein 27
Molecular function (GO): protein binding
Source: RefSeq, a predicted model, not a curated record
GUAUUUUCAUUUAAAAUGUGUAUAAACUCCACCGAAAACACUUGUUUUGGUUUUAAUUCAACAAUUUAAUAUAAGAAUUGUAAUUAUUUACCUGCAAUAAAUCGUUAAAGUGAUAAUUGCAACUUAAUUAAGAGCAAACAAGGACUUAUAUGAGUAUAGUUAGAGAAACCAGAACUUAAAUCCAACAACAAGCCGGCUUUUGCAGCACGUGGAGCACGUGGAAAAGAUUGUUUAUUCUAGAAUCUUUGGGAUUUCAUCACAAGGACAUUUGUGAUAAUGGUUGCCGAGGCUUUCAGUGAAUUUUACAUAUGCAACUUUAAUGAUCAAGUGGCUGCAGAGGAUCUGCCCGCCGAUGAAGCACUGCGUCAGCUGUGGACUCGCCAGGACCUGUGGACAGUGGAGGAUCUGCGAGAGAUCCUUCAACGCUGGCGGGAUAAUGGAAAAACAAACCUAAGGGACUUUCUUUGCCUUAUCUUUGCCUUUGUUCAGAAUAACUUCACUGGACCGUUCGACAAGGCAGUCGAAUGCCAGCUAAGCCUCGACCUGGAACUAGAUGCAUCGGAGAAGCUAAAGGCCAGUGGCGAGGAGCUCAAUCCCAAUGUUAAGACAGCAGAACUCCUGCUGAUGGCCCGGGAAAUACUUGAUGGAUUGCAACAAACACAUCCCAACUCAAUGGUCUUGACCUGGUGGCGCUUGCGGCUGAUCUGUCUGCACCAACAUGUCCUGGACGACCUGGCGGCUGAGCUGUACGAGCAAUUUAAAAAGGCAGCUGUGCUGCUUCAGUCCCAAAUAGAUCAGUUCGAAAGCAGGGAGCUGCAAGCUCUGCUGCUGCUGGAGCUGGCCAACGGUUAUCUGCAGUUCCACCGCUCCGACACGGCCUCCCAGCUGCUGGAUCAGCUCUGCACACACCUGCAAGUGGAACUCAAGGUCGAGGGUUUACUGGGUGUGCGCACCAAGUUCCAGCAGAAGGCUCUCCCGCAGCUCUGCCUUAAAGUGGAGCAGCUGAAGGAACGGGAAGUCCUGACUCCUGCCACCAAGACGAAUGAGAAGACACAGCUACCUAAGUUGCUGCUCUUGGAAGAUGACACGAGAUUGGAACGGAUACGCUUUGUUGAGCCGAAGGACAAUGAAGUGAUGACACUGCCCAGCGUGCUGCAAGCUCUUGUGCUGGCCAAGGUAAAACAACUGAAACGUUCACAACCCAAGGAUCGCUUGGCGGACGAGCAGCUGGAGCCUUAUACCCAAACGCUCCUUUACCAAGAGCACGGACCGCUCCAAGUACGCCAGGCAGCCCUUCUCCUAAACUGCCUGCAGGAAUCGGGACAGCGCAGAACAGUUGAACGAAGUUGGAAGCAGUGCGAAGAGUGCGUAAAGCUACUAGACCGCUCCGAAGAGGAACUAUCCCUUCGUUCUAGGCUUUCAUAUGGCUUCGCCGCCCAUCUGCAGCCCAAGUGGCAAGUGCAGCUGCAACUGGUGGACCUACUACGCUCCCUGGGCAUGACCAAGACCGCGCUGGAUAUUUGCCUGAAGAUUCACGCCUGGCAGCAGGUCAUCGAGUGUUACACCAGUCUGGAGUUGCGGCAUAAGGCGGCGGAAAUCAUCCGGCAGGAGCUGGAGAAAAAGCCAACGGCUUUGCUAUACUGUCUUCUCGGCGACGCAAUCGAUGAUCCGCAGUGCUACGAGCAGGCCUGGAUCUACUCCAAAAAGACCAGCGGAAAGGCCAAAGCCUAUUGGGGCAAUUACUUCUACAGAAGGGCAGAAUACGAGCAGGCUAUGGAGCAUUUUGAGGUGUCAUUGGAGAUCAACACGCUGCAGGAGGCGAUCUUGCUGCGAUGCGGAUACUGCGCCAUUCAGCUAGAGCGAUGGGAGGCUGCCGUUAAAUGGUAUCUAGCCUACACCCACCUGGAACCGAACGGAUUUGAGUCCUGGAACAAUCUAGCCAAGGCUCUGAUUAAGUUGGGCGACAAACAACGAGCCCAUCGCGUCCUAGGCGAAGCCCUCAAGUGCAACUACAGCAACUGGAAGGUGUGGGAGAAUUACAUGCUGGUAGCCGUGGAUACGUCUCACUGGGAGGAUGCCAUGCGAGCAUAUCAGCGUCUGACGGAGCUAAAGCAGCACUACCUCGACCAGGAAGUGCUCACCCGAAUUGUCUACGGCAUUUCCAAGGAGGAUCCUGCGGGUUCUAGUGCGCUUAUCAAACGUCUCGUCAAGCUGCUGGGAUUGCAGAGCAUUCAGCAUGGAAAUGAGCCUCUUGUUUGGGAACUGGCUGCCUUAGUGGCUUCAACGCCACUGAAAAAAGCCGAGAAGCUUGUCAAAUCAUAUCGGGCUUACACACCCAAGCAUUUGGGUUGGGAAACUAAAUCGGAGCAUGCCCUAAAGGCUCUUGAUCUCUGCCUGGAGGUCGCAGAACUAUCAAUGGCGGCUAUUAAAGAGCACAACGAGGAUGAGAGUGAGGUGAUGAUUACAUCGCAGCUGAAUUCCGCCAGAUUGGCGGGCACAUCAUGUCUAAAUGCUUUGAAAAAGGUUAUCAACGUGGAAGUGCCGGAGGAGCAGACGCAGAAGGUGGAAGAGCUGGAAAAACAGAUCGCAGAUCUAACCAAAAUAGUUCAAGAGCGAAUGAGUGCGCCGCGUUCGUAGUUCUAAACUACAAUCGACAUUUUUUCGAUUUCAUUAAAUGAUUUUUUAA